UUGUUCAUGUAUCAUAUAUUUAUAAGUCCUAUCAACGAUACGACGCCGUUCAACCGGCUUCAAUCCUUGCACCGAAACUGCCCUCAAUUGAACUGACGUUUUUAUCCUCCUCAACGGACCGCCCAAAUCGAAGAUAUUGAGGGUACUUUGGUCAUUAAAAUAAGAAUGAAAGGAAGAAGAAGAAAAAGGGCCAGAAAUCUAGCUCACUGUGCUUAACUGCAUUAGAUUGAGUGAGUCAUGGACGAGUCAAGCGACUCGGUAUGCAUAGACAUUGGCAUGGCUCCUUUGGGAGGGAAGGAAUGUGUGGUGAAAACAACUAAAGGUUCAGUGUCUGUGUUUGUGUGUGGUGAUCAAGAGAAACCUCCUUUGGUAACAUACCCAGAUAUUGCUCUUAAUUUCAUGCUUUGUUUCCAAGGCCUAUUCUUUUGCCCAGAUGCAGCUUCUUUGUUGCUUCAUAACUUCUGCAUUUAUCAUAUCAAUGCCCCUGGGCAUGAGUUAGGAGCUCAUGAAAUUUCUUCAGAUGUUCCACUGCUUAGUGUAGAUGACUUAGCCGAGCAAGUUGUGGAGGUGCUCGAUUUUUUUGGACUGAAAAAAGUACUGUGCUUGGGAGUGACUGCUGGUGCUUACAUCCUCACACUCUUUGCGAUGAAGUAUGAAGAGCGGGUGCUUGGAUUAAUACUUGUCUCCCCUAUUUGCAAAGCACCUUCUUGGGCAGAGUGGUUUUACAAUAAGGUGUUCAUGAACUUGUUGUACUUCUACGGAAUGUGUGGAGUGUUGAAGGAGUGCCUUCUUCAGCGAUACUUCAGUAAGGAAUUUAGGAGUGUCAAACAUGGUGAAGGGCUGGACAUAAUUCAAGUUUGCCGACAGGUCUUGGAUCAGGGCCAAAGUUUAAAUGUCAUGCGCUUUUUACAAGCAAUUAAUGAGAGGCAUGACCUUACAGAGGGCCUGAAGAAUCUGCAGUGUAAAACACUUAUUUUUGUGGGUGAAAGUAGUCCUUUCCAUGCUGAAUCUGUGUUUAUGAGUACUGUAAUGGGCAGCAAAAGCUGUGCUCUUGUCCAGGUCCAGGAAUGCGGCUCGUUGGUAACAGAAGAAUACCCAUUAGCCAUGUUGAUUCCAAUCGAGUUCUUUCUAAUGGGGUUAGGAUUCUAUAGACAACCAGACUUUGCUUCUUUAUCAAGUGGUGGCUCAAAUCCUACUAGCCCCUCAAGGCACUCUUGCAUAGCGCCAGAACUUCUUUCUCCUGAAAGCCUUGGUAUCAAGCUAAAACCAAUUAAAACCCGUGCAAAUAUUGAAAAUCGACACUGUAUGUAAAAGUUUCUAUCUCACAGAGUGAUCCCUUUAACGUGCAAUAAUGAUAGCUUAUUCUUUCAUUGUGUUUGUAGAUGUAUUAAUUCUUUGUUAAAAUGGUGGAGAUGAAUGCAUUAUGUUAGCACAGAUUAACACACAUAUGAUAUAUAUAUCAUAGUUGGAACACUAUUCUUUGGAGAGGGAGGAUUAUUCUUUUCCUGUAAACUAUGUCCAAGUUGUGCACAUUACCACAAUAUUGUAACUGAAAAAUUUUUGUAGUACAGCUUGUUGAGUGCUUAAGAGAGAA
Messenger RNA from Mangifera indica (mango), 1594 nucleotides. Its product is annotated as protein NDL1-like. The transcript is spliced from 12 exons. The coding region runs from base 238 to 1311 and encodes 357 amino acids. The record is from RefSeq and is a predicted model, not a curated record. NCBI's taxonomy places the organism in Eukaryota, Viridiplantae, Streptophyta, Magnoliopsida, Sapindales, Anacardiaceae.